This is a messenger RNA of Eutrema salsugineum, 1275 nucleotides long. RefSeq names its product interferon-related developmental regulator 1. The transcript has 13 exons. Lineage: Eukaryota; Viridiplantae; Streptophyta; Magnoliopsida; Brassicales; Brassicaceae. Bases 1 to 1275 code for a protein of 424 amino acids. The record is from RefSeq and is a predicted model, not a curated record.
AUGGAGAGGACGAAAUCUCAGCGUAAGAACGUUCCGAUGGAUUUGUUUGAUAAUGACGAUGAUACAAUUAGCAUGGAUGAAGUUCACGUUCACAAAGAUGUUAUGUUGGAUCAAUCCCUUGAUGCUCUGUUUGAGAAAAGGAGUUCAACGAGAGAGCAAGCUUUAGCCUCCAUUGUUGAUGCAUUCAACAACGACUUGCAGCAUGAGUUUGUGGAAAAUAAGUUUGCAACUUUGUUGCACCAGUGUUUACAUUGCACCAAGAAAGGGUCCAAUAAGGAGACCUCAUUAGCAUCACAUGCUAUUGGACUGCUAGCAUUGACUGUUGGACUCGGUGAUCAAGCACAAGAGAUUCUGGAAGAAUCUGUCACUCCUCUUUCUCAGGCCCUUAAAUCUGCCCGUGAAGCCACGAAAAUAACUUCGAUUCUAGAGUGUUUAGCGGUCAUAACCUUUGUUGGUGGGACCAAUGACGAGCAAAAGGAGAGAUCUAUGCAAAUAAUAUGGCAAAUGAUUCACCCCAAACUAGGGUCUAAUGUUGUUACAACCAAACCUUCACCUGCUGUAAUAACUACUGUUGUCUCUUCUUGGGCGUUUCUGCUUACAACAGUUGAUCAAUGGACCCUAGGUCCCAAAAUUUGGCAAGAGAUCGUAACUUAUCUCUCCUCACUAUUGGAAAAGGAUGACCGAUCUGUACGUAUAGCCGCUGGUGAAGCGCUUGCUAUUAUAUUUGAGUUGAGAACUCUAGAGAAGUUCUCAGCCGAAGCCAAAGGAUCAGUGAAAGAAGGAAGUGUGUCUCAAGAGGCUUUGAUUCACAUGCAUGGCUUGAAAUCUAAAGUCACUAAUCAAGCUAGAGACCUCUCUUCAGAGGCAGUUGGUAAAGGUUCCGUUAAGAAAGAUCUCAAGACCCAACGAAAUUUGUUCAGAGAUCUUGUUGAAUUUCUUGAGCGUGGAUACGCACCUGAAACCUCUACAAAGGUCGGAGGGGACUCUUUACAGACCUCAACGUGGCAUCAGAUGAUACAGUUGAAUUUUUUGAAGCAUUUCUUUGGGGUUGGCUUUAACAAGCAUAUGCAGGAGAAUGAAUUCCUCCAUGAUGUGUUUAAUUUCACUCCAAAGAAGAUUGGUCGAGGGUGGACACUUGAAAAGAAAAGCGAAAAGAGGUUGUUUAAAUUGCCAAACUCAGCUUGCAACAAAGCAAGGACACAACUCCUCAACAUGGAGAGGAUGUUAGCUAAGAAUAUGAACGUUGGGUACUACACAGCGACUGUGGAGCAAUGA